UAACUCUGGAACAGACCCUGGACCUGACCCGGAGCCCGCCUGGGACCCGUGAAGGCUGUGACAUGUUCGAUAACUCCAACUACCCCUUCAACUGCUUCAACUACGAUGGAGAAGGAUACCCCAACUCCAGCUCUGACGAGGACAAGAAAAUGUGUCGCCCGGCUUACAGUUACAUAGCCCUGAUCGCCAUGGCGAUCCAGCAGAGCCCAGAGCAGCGGGUGACUCUGUCGGGGAUCUACGAGUUCAUCAUGAAGAGGUUCCCGUACUAUCGCUCCAACCAGAGGGCCUGGCAGAACUCCAUCAGGCACAACCUGUCGCUCAACAGCUGCUUUAUCAAGGUUCCUCGGACUGAAGGGAAUGAGAAAGGCAAAGGAAACUUCUGGACUUUUGCCACAGGCUGUGAGUCGAUGCUGGACCUGUUUGAAAACGGGAACUUCCGACGUCGCCGGCGUAGGAGGAACAUGAAGAUGGGCCUUCGGGAGGCAGAGCCACCCUUUCCCCCUCUGGAGAGUAACCCACACACCUCCGCACAUGUGUCCCGCCGCUGCCCCCCGGACUCACCCCUGUGCCCCCUCCAUCCAGACAGACAGCGCCCUCCGCACAACAACAUGGCCGACAGCUCGAGCCAGGGCAAACCGGAGUCUGAGAUCAAGUUUAGCAUCGACUACAUCCUCUCCACUCCAGAUCCUCCUCUGCAGGGCUUCAGGUCCACCCACGGGCCACUUCACAUAGCACCCACGGGUGCACCCAUACACAUCCUGGAGCCUCAGCACCUCAAUCUGCACUUCUGGACUCUAUGA
This is a messenger RNA of Periophthalmus magnuspinnatus, 800 nucleotides long. It is a transcript of the gene foxl3, whose product is annotated as forkhead box L3. The transcript is spliced from 3 exons. NCBI's taxonomy places the organism in Eukaryota, Metazoa, Chordata, Actinopteri, Gobiiformes, Gobiidae. The coding region runs from base 63 to 800 and encodes 245 amino acids. Gene Ontology annotation, molecular function: RNA polymerase II cis-regulatory region sequence-specific DNA binding; DNA-binding transcription factor activity, RNA polymerase II-specific. The record is from RefSeq and is a predicted model, not a curated record. Gene Ontology annotation, biological process: cell differentiation; regulation of transcription by RNA polymerase II; anatomical structure morphogenesis.